This is a messenger RNA of Mesocestoides corti, 229 nucleotides long. The record is from the annotation of a GenBank genome assembly. NCBI's taxonomy places the organism in Eukaryota, Metazoa, Platyhelminthes, Cestoda, Cyclophyllidea, Mesocestoididae.
CCGGUGUAUCAGAUCGCUGUCGACCUUGUGGGCCAAAACGCAAACAGGGUCUGGCAGAACGAGGUGCAGUCAAGCAUCAUGGACCAGGCCGCCGAGUUACACAUGGCCGACGCCUACGAGGAGCUCUACUCGGCGCGAUACGCCAACAGAGUGGACUGAUGGAGGCGCCCCACAACUCCAAACUGCACUCUUCUGCUCGUUUUCGCACAGCCACCAAUCACGAUUUUAG